GUUAGCUUCUUAGUCAUGCAGAUCCGGUUUCCAUCAGCCUACAUGGCACCUCGGAUGCCUGGCGAAGAGUCACAGCCACGUACACUGUACGUCGGCAAUUUAGAUCCUUCUGUCGAUGAAAAUUUCAUUCUAGCCUUAUUUACUCAAAUGGGGCCAUGCAAAAGCUGUAAGAUCAUCCAUGAACCUGGAAACGAUCCUUAUUGUUUUGUUGAGUUUUAUGACCAUACUUCAGCAGCUUCGGCUCUUGCAGCUUUGAAUAAACGCUUUUGUAUGGGACGGGAGAUGAAGGUGAACUGGGCUACGUCUCCUAGUAAUCAGCCAAAACAAGACACAAGCAAACACUUCCAUAUAUUUGUUGGUGAUUUAAGUCCAGAUAUUGAAACUCAUCAACUACGGGAUGCCUUUAAAGCUUUUGGAGAAAUAUCAGAUUGUAAAAUCAUUCGGGAUCCGCAAACCCUGAAAUCAAAGGGAUAUGGUUUUGUUUCUUUUGUUAACAAAGUGGAUGCUGAAACUGCAAUAAACACCAUGAAUGGACAGUGGCUGGGCAGUAGGCCAAUCAGGACAAAUUGGGCCACUCGGAAGCCGCCUGCUCCAAGUCAAAAAGACAAUACAAAGCAGCUAUCUUAUGAAGAAGUAUACAACCAGUCCAGUCCCACCAACUGUACAGUCUACUGCGGUGGUAUCUCUCAGGGUCUUACAGAGGAGCUGAUGAGGAAGACUUUCAAUUCAUAUGGAGUAAUUCAUGAAAUUCGUGUUUUCAAAGAUAAAGGUUAUGCAUUCAUUCGAUUUUCUUCAAAGGAAUCUGCUGCUCAAGCAAUUUGUGGUGUUCAUGGCAAUGUGAUUGCAGAUCAACCUGUGAAGUGUUCCUGGGGUAAAGAAUCUAAUGAUCCUAACCAAAGCAGUCAGCCAACUGUCACUAAUGAGCAACAGCAACCUUUCUCCUCCCCUUCAGCCUAUGGUCAGUUUUAUGGUAACAUGGGUUAUUGGGGCUAUCCAUAUCAAAAUAUGGCCCAGAGCAGCUAUGUUCAAGGAGGAAUGAAUCAAUGGGCAGGUUAUAACUACCAAGCAUAUGCUGGGAUGAAUGUCCCUGCGAUGCAACAAUGGGGCCAAAUUCCCCUGCAGCCUGGCCAGCAACAGCAGCAAUUUAAUGGUCAGCAGCAAACUAUGCUUGGUUAUCCUCUGCAGCAGGAUAGCUACUUGGAAGAGGACAAUUAGGUUCUGGUGGUCACAGUAAGCAUUUCCAGAUUUGAUUUUGUCUUUUUUAACAACAUUAACAUUUUCAGAACUUGAUUUCUUAGAUGGAGUUUUUAAAAAAAAAUUUUGAUAUUCUUUAUUAUUAUUUCUUUGCUACAAAGUUCUUUUGGAUUGCAAUUUGUUGAUAAAUAGAUAUUUUGUUGAAUUUUGAUAAAACC
Messenger RNA from Octopus bimaculoides (California two-spot octopus), 1412 nucleotides. RefSeq names its product nucleolysin TIAR. Gene Ontology annotation, molecular function: mRNA binding. The record is from RefSeq and is a predicted model, not a curated record. Gene Ontology annotation, cellular component: nucleus. Lineage: Eukaryota; Metazoa; Mollusca; Cephalopoda; Octopoda; Octopodidae.